Molecule: messenger RNA, 207 nt
Organism: Microthlaspi erraticum
Lineage: Eukaryota; Viridiplantae; Streptophyta; Magnoliopsida; Brassicales; Brassicaceae
Source: the annotation of a GenBank genome assembly
AUGAAGAAGAUUACUUGGAUUCGCCAACCUGAAAAGAAAGACAUAAAGAUUUUUCGGAGUUGGAGUUCAGAUUUGGAAGUAUGUUAUCUUCGUCUCGUAAUUUUGAAGAAGAUUCGAUUGGACUUCGGUUAUGGGUUUUAUUUCAUUGAUAAGCCUCAAUCAAGUUCGGUUAUUGCUCAAGAUUUCCGCCGGUUUGAUUUAAGUUAG